Engraulis encrasicolus (European anchovy) is the source of this 744-nucleotide messenger RNA. RefSeq names its product trypsin-3-like. Bases 1 to 744 code for a protein of 247 amino acids. The transcript has 5 exons. NCBI's taxonomy places the organism in Eukaryota, Metazoa, Chordata, Actinopteri, Clupeiformes, Engraulidae. Gene Ontology annotation, molecular function: serine-type endopeptidase activity. The record is from RefSeq and is a predicted model, not a curated record. Gene Ontology annotation, biological process: proteolysis.
AUGAGGGCCUUCAUUCUCCUGGCACUCUUCGCCCUUGCAUCUGCUGCCCCUGCACAGAGCGAGGAUGAUAAGAUAGUGGGGGGCAAGGAGUGCAGGAGGCACAGCGUGCCCCACCAGGUGUCUCUGAACCUCGGCUACCACUUCUGCGGGGGCUCCCUCAUCUCCACCCAAUGGGUCAUGUCUGCUGCUCACUGCUACCAGCCUCGUUUCCAGGUGCGUCUGGGUGAGCACAACAUCAAGUCCAACGAGGGCACCGAGCAGUUCAUCACCUCCGACAAAAUCGUCAAGCAUCCCAAGUACAACAGCGUGAGCCAGGACAACGACAUCAUGUUGAUCAAGCUGAGCAAGCCCGCCAAGCUGAACCAGUAUGUGGACACCGUGGCCCUCCCCUCCAGCUGCGCCAGCGCUGGCACCAUGUGCCUGGUCUCCGGAUGGGGCAACACCAGCGGAACUGACUACUACCCAAUCAAUCUGAGAUGCCUGGACAUCCCCAUCAUCAGUGACAGCACCUGUGCGGGCGCGUAUCCUGGCGGCCAGAUCACAGAGAAUAUGUUCUGCGCUGGCUACAUGGAGGGAGGCAAGGACUCUUGUCAGGGUGACUCUGGAGGACCUGUGGUGUGUGACAACGAGCUGCAGGGUGUUGUGUCCUGGGGCGGUGGCUGCGCCGUCAAGAACAAGCCAGGCGUCUACACCAAGGUGUGCAACUACAACUCCUGGAUCGCUGAAACGAUGGCCACAGUAUAA